Ochotona curzoniae (black-lipped pika) is the source of this 3424-nucleotide messenger RNA. RefSeq names its product SH3 and PX domains 2A (gene SH3PXD2A). The record is from RefSeq and is a predicted model, not a curated record. The transcript has 15 exons. The coding region runs from base 1 to 3402 and encodes 1133 amino acids. NCBI's taxonomy places the organism in Eukaryota, Metazoa, Chordata, Mammalia, Lagomorpha, Ochotonidae. Gene Ontology annotation, biological process: superoxide anion generation. Gene Ontology annotation, molecular function: superoxide-generating NADPH oxidase activator activity; protein binding; phosphatidylinositol binding.
AUGCUCGCCUACUGCGUGCAGGACGCCACCGUGGUGGACGUGGAGAAGCGGAGGAACCCCUCCAAGCACUAUGUGUACAUCAUCAAUGUCACCUGGUCCGAUUCCACCUCUCAGACCAUCUACCGGAGGUACAGCAAGUUCUUUGACCUGCAGAUGCAGCUUCUGGACAAGUUCCCCAUUGAAGGAGGCCAGAAGGACCCCAAGCAAAGGAUCAUCCCCUUCCUCCCAGGCAAGAUCCUCUUCCGGAGAAGCCACAUCCGGGACGUGGCAGUGAAGAGGCUGAAACCCAUUGAUGAGUACUGCCGGGCUCUGGUCCGACUGCCUCCCCACAUUUCACAGUGUGACGAAGUCUUCCGCUUCUUUGAGGCCCGGCCUGAGGAUGUCAACCCCCCGAAGGAAGACUACGGCAGCUCCAAGAGGAAAUCAGUGUGGCUGUCCAGCUGGGCAGAGUCUCCCAAGAAGGACACGACAGGUGCCGACAGCAACGCCGAGCCCAUGAUCCUGGAACAGUAUGUGGUUGUGUCCAACUAUAAGAAGCAGGAGAACUCAGAGCUGAGCCUCCAGGCCGGGGAGGUGGUGGACGUCAUCGAGAAGAAUGAGAGCGGCUGGUGGUUCGUGAGCACCUCUGAGGAACAGGGCUGGGUCCCUGCCACCUACCUGGAGGCGCAGAAUGGGACUCGGGAUGACUCGGACAUCAAUACAUCCAAGACAGGGGAAGUGUCCAAGAGACGCAAGGCCCAUCUGCGGCGCCUGGAUCGCCGGUGGACCCUGGGCGGGAUGGUCAACAGGCAGCACAGCCGAGAGGAGAAGUACGUCACCGUGCAGCCAUACACCAGCCAAAGCAAGGACGAGAUCAGCUUUGAGAAAGGCGUCACUGUGGAGGUGAUCCGGAAGAACCUGGAGGGCUGGUGGUACAUCAGAUACCUGGGCAAAGAAGGCUGGGCGCCAGCCUCCUACCUGAAGAAGGCCAAGGAUGACCUACCUGCCCGGAAGAAGAACCUGGCAGGCCCGGUGGAGAUCAUUGGGAACAUCAUGGAGAUCAGCAACCUGCUGAACAAGAAGGCAUCUGGGGACAAGGAGGCAAUCCCGGCUGAGGGCGAGGGCCCCGAGGCUCCCAUCGCCAAGAAGGAGAUCAGCCUGCCCAUCCUCUGCAACACUUCCAACAGCAGUCCACUGGGCGUCCCUGAGAGGACUGUGUCUAAGCUGGCCCAGGGCUCCCCGGCCGUGGCCAGGAUCGCCCCUCAGAGGGCCCAGAUCAGUUCCCCAAACCUGAGGACGAGGCCUCCACCCCGCAGAGAGUCGAGCCUGGGCUUCCAGCUGCCGAAGCCCCCGGAGCCCCCUUCUGUUGAGGUGGAGUACUACACCAUCGCCGAGUUCCAGUCAUGCAUCUCAGAUGGCAUCAGCUUUCGGGGCGGCCAGAAGGCAGAGGUCAUUGAUAAAAACUCAGGCGGCUGGUGGUACGUGCAGAUCGGCGACAAGGAGGGCUGGGCGCCCGCGUCCUACAUCGAUAAGCGCAAGAAGCCCAACCUCAGCCGCCGCACAAGCACGCUGACCCGGCCCAAAGUACCACCCCCCGCCCCCCCCAGCAAGCCCAAGGAGACAGAGGAGGGCCCCGCAAGUGCCAGUGAGAGCCGGGACUCCCCCGUGAAACUCAAGUAUGAGGAGCCCGAGUACGAUGUCCCCGCCUUUGGCUGUGACUCCGAGCCAGAGGUGGGCGAGGAGCCCACAGAGGACCAGGGCCCCGGGGACAGGCGGCCCACACAGCCAUCCCGACCCUCGCCGGCCUCCUCCUUGCAGCGGGCCCGCUUCAAGGUAGGAGAGUCCUCCGAGGAUGUGGCCCUGGAGGAGGAGACCAUCUACGAGAAUGAGGGCUUCAGACCGUUUGCCGAGGAUGCCCUGUCAGCCAGGGGCUCCUCCGGAGACAGCGACUCCCCAGGAGGCUCCUCGUUGUCCCUGGCCAGGAAAAACUCCCCCAAAUCAGGCUCUCCCAAGUCCUCAUCACUCCUGAGGCUCAAAGCAGAGAAGAAUGCCCAGGCGGAACUGGGUAAGAACCACUCCUCGGCCUCCUUUGCUUCAUCCAUCACCAUCAACACCACCUGCUGCUCCUCCUCUUCCUCUUCCUCCUCUUCCUUGUCCAAGAACAGUGGCGAGCUGAAACCCCGCUCUGCCUCGGACGCAGGCAUCCGGGGCGUGCCUUCGGUUGGGGUGAGGAAGGACCCCGACACCAAGGCCGGGCUCAGCUGCUCCAGGGCCAAGCCAUCAGUCCGGCCCAAGCCCUUCCUGAACCGAGCGGAGUCACAGAGCCAGGAGAAGAUGGACAUCAGCACUUUACGGCGCCAGCUGCGACCCACGGGUCAGCUCCGGGGUGGCCUCAAGGGCUCCAAGAGCGAGGAUUCGGAGCUGCCCCCCCAGACGGCCUCUGAGGGUCCCCCUGAGGGGUCGAGGAGAGGUUCAGCUGAAACCAUUGCCCCGCCAGCCUCCAUGCCCCCUGGUCCCACCAGGAAGGACCAGGAUGGGCAAGCAACCUCCUAUGUGACGUGCAGCGCCUACCAGAAGGCCCAGGACUCAGAGAUCAGCUUCCCCGCGGGCGUGGAGGUACGAGUGCUCGAGAAGCUAGAGAGUGGGUGGUGGUACGUGAGGUAUGGGGAGCUCGAGGGCUGGGCCCCUUCCCACUACCUGGUGCUCGGCGAGAAUGCGCAGUCAGACCCCUCUGGCAAAGAGCUGGACACGGGGCCUGCCAAGGGCAGGCCCAACGGGGGCAAGUCAGACAGCCUGGAGAAGAUGGAGCGGCGGGUGCAGGCACUCAACACUGCCAACCAGAGCCGGAGGGCCACGCCGCCCAUUCCUUCCAAGCCCCCUGGGGGCUUUGGUAAGACCUCUGGGGCCACCACCACUGUGAAGAUGAGGAAUGGUGUACGGCAGGUGGCCGUCAGGCCCCAGUCGGUGUUUGUGUCCCCGCCACCCAAGGACAACAACCUGUCGUGCGCCUUGCGGAGGAAUGAGUCACUCACUGCCACCGACAGCCUCCGUGGUGUUCGUCGCAAUUCCUCCUUCAGCACUGCCCGCUCUGCAGCUGCCGAGGCCAAGGGCCGCCUGACUGAACGGGCUGCCAGCCAGGGCUCGGACUCACCCCUGCUGCCCGCCCAGCACAAUGGCAUCCCCGUGUCUCCCGUGCGUCCCAAGCCUAUCGAGAAGUCCCAGUUUAUCCACAAUAACCUCAAAGAUGUGUAUGUGUCUAUCGCAGACUACGAGGGGGAUGAUGAAACAGCAGGCUUCCAGGAGGGGGUGUCCAUGGAGGUUCUGGAGAGGAACCCCAAUGGCUGGUGGUACUGCCAGAUCCUGGAUGGGGUGAAGCCCUUCAAAGGCUGGGUGCCUUCCAACUACCUUGAGAAAAAGAACUGAGAGGCCCCGGGGCCCUUCCAGC